Molecule: messenger RNA, 2251 nt
Organism: Macrobrachium nipponense
Lineage: Eukaryota; Metazoa; Arthropoda; Malacostraca; Decapoda; Palaemonidae
Exons: 2
Coding region: 1364-2251 (295 amino acids)
Molecular function (GO): zinc ion binding
Source: RefSeq, a predicted model, not a curated record
AUGUUUCAACCACAAAAAUCUUGCACGUGGUGAUUGUUGGUACCGGACUGGUUCAAAGUAUCAUGGCAACAAUGAGGUUCCUCGAUUUUGUAAAUGAUGGAUUUGAUAACAUCAUCCUGGAAGACACGGCAGACACGAUUGUAAUAAGAACAAAUGUUAAAACUGAAGAGGCGGCGAUGAAAUGGAAGGACACGUAUUGUAAGAAAAAUUGCGUGAGUUUCAUCCAUAAGAGUAAAUACACACCGAAGAGGUUGGCUUACCAUAAGAGACUGCGGUGCAUACAUGCAGACCAGCGGCACAAGGGAGUGAGAAAAACUUUUACUGGGUAUGUAUUUAUACUACACCUUUUUUUCCCUUAACAAAUAUUUAGCCUUUUAGUCAUGUCUACACUGACUAGCCUAUUUAUUGGAGGUACAGGAAAAUCAGAUAAAAAAUAUUGAGCAUGGGAUGUAUGUUGAUAUAUGUUUAAUCAUUUGUGUAAAUAUAAUAUAGAAUGUAUUAUACAUAUACGUUUUUGCCACAAGAGAGCAUCAAAUGAAAGAUAUUCGACUUGUUACAUCACCUGAUCAUCCGUGGAUUCAUGCAGAAGGGUAAAGUGUACUUUGCAGUAUUGCCUGAUGAACGCUUUUAAUUAUAAUGUAUAAAUUAUGCUUGCAUAAUACUUUUGUAAGUGUUUGGGUGCCCCCUCUGCUUUCCAGCUUGUGAGCUUUUGGAAUGAUUUGUAGUUGUGAUGAAUCUAUAGUAUUUAUGCUCUAUAUUCUGCCUUAUAAUUUUUUCAGCUAUAGUAUUUAUGCUCUAUAUUCUGCCUUAUAAUUUUUUCAGCUAUAGUAUUUAUGCUCUAUAUUCUGCCUUAUAAUUUUUUAACAAAAAUAUUCAGUACAGGUAUUGAAGAUGCAGUGUGCCAUCCCCCAUAUGCUGUUUUUGCAUUAUGUAUACAACCCACUAAUGUGUAUGGUAGUAUAGAAUUGCUAUGUUGAAAAUCUAAUGUGUUUGGUAUGGUACAGUUGGUGCCGAAUUAUUGCAAUUUAGAAAUACUGUAGUGUUAAUGGCUGUAACUAUUCAAGCAUGCAUUACAGACUUAAUUGUUUACUAUUUUUCACAUAUCAAAGGCAUAUAAAGGUGUUGUUUGUAUGUUAUAUACGUACAUUAUAUAUAUUUGUUACCUGUUAACAGUUUGUUGGCCCACGUCAGUCUCAUAAUUAUCUCAUCUGGUGAUCAUAACUUAAAAUUGCUGAAAAAAUUUCGUAAUAUAACAGCAUAAUACAUUAAAACCACAAACUAAAAUAAUAAAAUAUACAUUGGCCUACAACUUAAAAAUCUUGUAUUUGAUUGUUUAUAUAUAUUUAAAUUCUCUACACCAGAAAUGCUAAGCCAUACAAUAUUCUCUUGGAAAUCUAAUAUGUCUUUAUUUAUAAACAGCUACUUGGCAAACCUCAUGGAAAGAAAGCAAGAUUGGAGUCUGCUGUUUCGAGCUGGAAACAUCAUGCGUGGCCAUCAUACAAACAACUAUGCAGAGUCCAACAUGUGUCUCAUCAAGGAUGUUAUCUUGAACAGGUGCAAAGCAUACAAUACAUGCCAGCUCAUCAUGUUGAUGAAUGAGAUCUACAAUGGCUACAUGAAGCAACGCCUUCUUGAUGUGGCCUUAUGCCGAAGAAAAAUGAAAAAAUCAAUGAACGCCACCAUCCCCCCAGAACAUGUUACCAGGAUUGAUGAAUUUCGAUUCAUUGUAGUGAGUGACACUAAAAAGGAUGUACAUUAUAAUGUAGAUCUUGCCAUUGGCAUGUGUGAUUGUGUGAGUGGCAAUACUGGCAGUGUCUGCAAGCACCAAAUUGCUUGUGGUGAGACUGCUGUUAUGAAUCUACCUCAAGUGUUGGAUAAUACACCAGAAAUUCGACACUGGUUAGCAGGAGUGGCUAAGGGAACAGAAGAAUUGCCACCAGUUGCAUUUUUUUCAGAUGGAAUUAAAAUAUCCCAAGAAGUACAUGAUGAUUCCAGUAGCAUAUUUGCUACUCCUUCCAUAAAGGUGGAAGCUGUGUCGCUACCUCCUCUAGAAAAUGAGGUGGCCAGUGAGGCUAUGGAUCCACUUGCCAACUCGGUUAAAGAUGAACCACCACCUAGUGACCUUUUUGCAGCAGCAGUAGAACUUUUUUCUGACACACUGCAUACACUGGGAGACAACACUUCUUGCAAUAGUGUAAAGCUUUUCAUGAAGAAAUUGAAGCUAACUAAAAGUCGACUAAAUAAACCUUAA